UACAGCUCUGUCACUAUUCCAUUUAUGAUUCGGUUAACUAAAUAUUAACUCCCCUCGGCCCUCACAUAUAUAAACUCCAAAAGUCCCCACAAACCUUUCCAUCCAUUCUUUCCUCACUUACUACCUCCUCACGAUCUUUUACUCUCAUCUCCUGGCAACUUUCGUAGAACUCAAAGCGACUUUCCAAAAGAAAAAAACCUGAAUCCAACCUUGGUGAGUUAAUACCAUGGCUCUGGAGGCUUUGAAUACAAGAGCAGCGCCGCCGCCGCCCUCGCUUGUUUACGAUGAAGAAUUCCGUAAUCUUAGUUUCGAGAAGUACGUCAAGAAAAAGAGGUCCAAGCGUCCUGGUUCCGCUUCUUGUUCCCCUCCUCGUCCCGAAAACUCAUCUUCUGAAGAUGACAAUCCGUCAUCUUUAGAAGAGCGUUGUAAGGAAGAGUAUUUGGCUCUCUGUCUAAUCAUGCUUGCCCGCGGCGGCAACGACAAGAACGUCGCCUCCUCCUCCUCUGCCGCCAAAGACAAGAACGUCGCCUCCUCCUCCUCUGCCGCCAACGACAAGAACGUCGCCUCCUCCUCCACAGGCUUCAAGACUGAAAACCAAGAAACCGAACCUUCUCUGCCCGAAGCCCAAUCUUACAAGUGUAGCGUGUGCAACAAGGCUUUUUCGUCAUACCAGGCCUUGGGCGGCCACAAAGCCAGCCACCGCAAGCUCUCGGCCGCCGUUUCAGACGAUGAAAAACCAUCAACCUCCGCCGCAGCCCCCGGGAACGCUCCUUAUGUAUCUGCUCUGAACCCUAGCGGUAGGGCCCACGUUUGCUCCAUCUGCAACAAGUCGUUCCCCACCGGCCAGGCUCUCGGUGGGCACAAGCGCCGCCACUAUGAAGGAACGAUCGGCGGCCAUACUGUUGGGCACGGCGGUGUGAGUGCAACCGCCACUGCCAGCGGAAGCGGCGUCACAUGCUCCGACGGUGGUGGCGCGUCUCCUAGCCAUGCGGCUCUCGGUAUCGACUUGAACGUGCCGGCGCCGGAAUUGGAAUUCGAACUGGGGUUCGGCGUUGACUGCGGUGUGGAAAGUCAACGCUUAGCGGAGCAUGAAGAGGUGGAUAGCCCAAUGCCGACCAAGAAGCCGCGUUUAUCGUUCUCAGUUGAUUUAGGAUGUGCGGCCUAAUCAAUUACAAUUACUGCCACUUUUCUUUUUAUUUUCGUGUAUUUUUAUUUUGAACCAAAAUUUCUCUUCGCUAUUUUUACUUUUCCCCACCCGUUCACACUUGAUUGUUUAUGUACAAACUAUAGAGAGUAGGUUAUUGUCCUUAAAACUCUCUGUUAGUUACAUGAUCAAUUCGUUGAUUCAAUUCAUUUAAUUGAUAGUAC
Messenger RNA from Coffea eugenioides, 1368 nucleotides. RefSeq names its product zinc finger protein ZAT10-like. Gene Ontology annotation, molecular function: DNA-binding transcription factor activity. The record is from RefSeq and is a predicted model, not a curated record. The coding region runs from base 227 to 1165 and encodes 312 amino acids. The transcript has a single exon. NCBI's taxonomy places the organism in Eukaryota, Viridiplantae, Streptophyta, Magnoliopsida, Gentianales, Rubiaceae.